Knipowitschia caucasica is the source of this 2352-nucleotide messenger RNA. The record is from the annotation of a GenBank genome assembly. NCBI's taxonomy places the organism in Eukaryota, Metazoa, Chordata, Actinopteri, Gobiiformes, Gobiidae.
AUGGAUGAUUACUUUCCGACCCUGAAAAGGCCCAAAAAGAAGCUCGUUUUCCCCACAACUAAUUCAAGUGUUCCCUGUCAAUGGGCAGAAGGUGAUUUGGAAAAUGUUGAUAAGAUGUUUGAGGACUUGGAUUCCAAAAUUGAGGACUUCCCUUCUCCGUCACCUGAGAUAAACAUCCCGAAACAUGUAGAGGGCGAUAUGGAUGGGGAUGGAGACAAAGAAGGCAAACCAUAUCCUUCUGUUAGCCCUGAACUUGCCAUUGAUUCAGAGACUCCAUUUAAGAGACAUGGACCAGUUAAAACAUCUAGUCCAAUAGAACAAAAUGUAAUACAGCACAAAAACAAGCAAAAAAAGAACGAGGACAACUCUGCCUCACCAAUUCUUUUUGACUGUGAAGAAAACAACCAAGAUUUGGAGAUUGUUGGACAGACCUCUGAGAAACGGAGAUAUAUCAGGAAAGAUGAAAGUGAUGAUUCUAUGUUUGAGACUCUUCCAAAAACCUUUGUCAUCAAUAAAAUGUCAACACAGAAAAAACCAGCAAGGUCGAAACCAUCAACACCUUCAUGUCCACCUCUCUCUCCAGAGAGAUUUGAGGCAACUCCAGCUGCCCCAGAGAAACCAGCUGAAAGUGUUCCCACCAGGGAAAAGAUGACUGCUUUUCUCCAGAAGCUGCGAGAUGCCGGGCAACCGAAACCUGCAAGCACUGGUUUGCUGCAGGCCAAAGUCCAGCCUCAAGUGACAGAGUCAGAGCCUGAAGAUGACUUUCUUAUUUUAGAGGAUGAUGCUCCUUUGCAGAAAAAAUCCAAACCUUUAAAAGGUAAUGAUGGGGACUGUCUGAAGAAGACUCCAGUAAAGGCGGAUAGGAAACAAGCUGAUGUCCUGGAGGAGCGAAGCCCUGCGCCCGACUGUGAAUCUCCCAUUCCAGGAGUCAACAAUUUGAAAGCCAGCUCUAUGGAAGGAUCUUCUAUCGAAGAAAGUUCUGGGGUUCUGGUAAAGCGUAAACGUAAACGGACUGGACAGUGGUGGUUGGUCUCCCCUCAGAGCCCUCAGCAACAGCCCACAGACAAACAACCAGCAGUGAAGAAGCGAAAAGAGAGAAUUAAAAAAGUGAUUCCAUCUUCAUCCUCCGAUGACGCUCAAAAGCCAAAAGCGGAGAGGAAAAACAAUAAGCAGCGAACAUUGAGAAAAGCGAGGACAGUCAGGAGAAUAAUGUCAGAAGAUUCAGAAAAAGAUUUUCAGGAGUCGAGUCAAGACAAAGCUCUGGACCAAGAUUUCGAUUCCAGCCCGUUGGUGUUUGCACCCAAAGAACCUGGUACUUCUUCUGAACAUUUAUUUUCUAAAGUCUACAAGAAACAAAACACCCCAAGGGGAAAACUGGCUUCACCUACACGACCUGAUGAACAGUUCGGCUCGAAAGGAACCACACAUCGAGCAAGAAAAUCUCAUACACACCAGCGGCAGGUCACUUCCACACCAGAGGACAAACAGGGGGAGCUUUUGCAGCCUCAAAAACGACAAUCCGAAAAAGGCAAAACUCUGAGCGAAACAAAAAAACGGAGAAAACCUGUGCGCUGCCCUUCAAAACCACCAGGGGGAGCCGUUGAACAGUCUGUGGCCUCUCACGGUGGCCUUUACGGAACUAUCAAUGUGGAGCCACCGCUGAAUAAGAAAAAGAAUACAAAAAGAUUAACAAAACAGAACAAUAUUAACCCCCCUGCUGCUGAAGAUGCAGAGGCUGAUCAUAAUGUAGUCUGUAUGGAAGUUGAGGAAGCUAACAGAAAUCCAGGCAUUUCAACAAUCAUCAGAAGUGGGCCACCUUCUAUGAUUGGACUUGGAAACUAUGAGGAAGAUGAAGAUAUUGAGCUUCCGUCUUCUCUGGUGCAGCCCGCUCUGUGCGCCUCAGACCUGUGUGCGCCUCCUCUCCGGCCGCUCGUCCUGCAGCCCAAAGACCGAGUCAACCUCCAGGAGUGGCUCAAGUGUCUCUGGCCCGCCACAGAUCGGGGCUGUGAAAUCACACCGGAUCAUUUUGAGUGGUACGGUUACCAGGGCAGAGCGUUCGGCCUCACGGUGGACAUCCAAACGAGCUCCAUCUGCAACGGCAAGAUGCUGCUGGGUUCCUUCAUGAAGAAGCCUUUGUGGGUGGACCACAGUGCCCGAACAGUCUUUAAUUUAUUAACAAGCUCUGUGAGUUUAAUAGUGGACCGCAAUAAAUCGUGCUACAGUGCUGGACAGUCCUUCAUGGUUCCCCCGGGUCAGGCCUACAGCAUUCACAACCUCUGUGCGCAGCCUGCAGUCCUCUACUUCACCAGGGUUUAUGAGGAGGAGUCAGACACACAGGACAUUAACAUGUGA